CACGGCUCAUUCGUGAGUCGGACGGCAAGGCGAACGGGUCGCCUCCUGAGCAGCAGCAGCAGCAGCAAUCCGAGCAUUCCCUCCCUCUCCACCAGGGUAUAAAGGGAACGGUGCAACCGCACCACGGCUCAUUCGUGAGUCGGACGGCAAGGCGAACGGGUCGCCUCCUGAGCAGCAGCAGCAGCAGCAAUCCGAGCAUUCCCUCCCUCUCCACCAGGGUAUAAAGGGAACGGUGCAACCGCACCACGGCUCAUUCGUGAGUCGGACGGCAAGGCGAACGGGUCGCCUCCUGAGCAGCAGCAGCAGCAACCUGAGCCUUCCCCGCACCCUGUGAGUAUAACGGGAACGGUGCCAGCGCGCCAAAGCUGGUUCCAUAUUUGGACAGCUAGGCAACUAAUCCACUAAGAGUUCGAUACCCAAAUUGUUUGAAUUCAAAAUUUCCUUCGGGAUAUUUUGAAAUCAAACUCUCCAAGAGUUAUUCGGAAAAUUAUAUUUCCUACCCCUUAAGAGUUGGAUACCGAAACAAAAAUCAGACCACAGUGAUGGAGGAGCAACGCCCGGUUUCUAUCCCACCGCGGCCACUGAAGGCAUCAUCCAAAAACCACGACAAUGGCGCAUCCGGUAGCAGCGUACCAGCGGUUCCCUCUCGGAAAUCAAGCAAAGUGACAAAGAAAAUGUUGCUGGAAGAAUUAGCAGCCGUGAAAUCCGAAUUAGCUACAAUGAGAUCCGAACGAGAAACCGUGUCGGAGUCGACCUCUGGCUCCAUCAACUUCAGAAGUAGCGAAAAUUUGGAACCAAGGCAGCAGUCAUCCCUAGAGGACGAAUCUCUUUUGGCAACGCUGAGUCACAUGUCUCUCGGCUCCUUGAACAUACCGGAGUGUAAGCCAUCGGAUGGAGAAACCGAUGUGGACAAAAUGGCUUACGAACAUUGGAAAGAGAUUCUUGCCGCCUCGUUCAGUUUGAUGGGAGCGAUCAAUGAGAGAGCCAAAAUGGAUAUUUUUCGUAUCAAAGCCGGCCCAAAGUUAUUGGAGGUGAUGAAGGCGACGUCGUCCACUCCAAAUAUGCCAGAUGAACAAACCAGUCCAUACUCCAAUGCGAUCGCUCGGCUGGAUCAUUACUUCGGCUCGCGGAACUACAUCAUCGGACAGCGUGGAAAGCUACUCAACAUGAUUCAACACGAAGGAGAAUCGAAUGUUGUGUAUGUGAGACGUGUGGCAGCGUCUGCGAAGCUCUGCGGCUAUAAAUCUGAGGAAGAGAUGGAGGCAGUCGUGCGUACCUUGUUGAAAGGGGCCUCCGAUAGCCGUGUCCGCGUUCUGGCUCAAAGAAACUGGACGAAUGAGGGCGACAUAAACAGCUUAAUCACGCUGGUUCGUGACCAUGAAAUGGAGCUGUUCAACGAAGAGGAGUACCAGAAACUGAACCGCAAAAAUCGUCCUUCCGUUGCGGCUAUAGUGCAGCAUACGGAUGCUAGAUCGCAUCAACAACGUGGUGGACCGAGAUACAGGGGAGCUCAACGCGGAAGAGGAUCAUUCAGGCGAGCACAGGCUAGCUUCCAAGGAACAUCUCGACGUACGUGCUGGCGGUGUGCUAGCAUCUACCACGAUCCGUCUGCGUGCCCAAGUAUUGACAAGGUGUGUCACAACUGUAAGCGGCGCGGACAUCUGGCCCGUACGUGUUCAUCCCAGCCACAAUUCGGAGUCGGGCAGAAACGUGCACUCAAUGAUCGGGACGAUGAGGAGCCAAAGCCGAAGAUCGCAGCUAUCACACAGAGCGGAGAGGAGGAUACUAACAAGGUACAAGACAAUGUUGAUAUUGAAUAGUAA
Aedes albopictus (Asian tiger mosquito) is the source of this 1823-nucleotide messenger RNA. RefSeq lists its product as uncharacterized. Gene Ontology annotation, molecular function: zinc ion binding; nucleic acid binding. Bases 543 to 1820 code for a protein of 425 amino acids. The record is from RefSeq and is a predicted model, not a curated record. NCBI's taxonomy places the organism in Eukaryota, Metazoa, Arthropoda, Insecta, Diptera, Culicidae. The transcript is spliced from 2 exons.